AUGGCGAGACAUUUAGAAGAUGUAAUUAGCAUGGCGACAAGACAACAACACAGUUUCAUCUGUUGUGUCCUCUCGGCUAAGUUACUCUCAUGUGCAGACAGAGCAUCCGACAACAUAGCCACUUCCGGCAACACCCCUGCUGCCAGGGGUUGUGGAGGUGCCGGCUGCGGUGGUGGUUGUGGAGAUUUAAGAUCACUUUCUUUCUAA
Molecule: messenger RNA, 207 nt
Organism: Eruca vesicaria subsp. sativa (arugula)
Lineage: Eukaryota; Viridiplantae; Streptophyta; Magnoliopsida; Brassicales; Brassicaceae
Source: the annotation of a GenBank genome assembly